Magnolia sinica is the source of this 1690-nucleotide messenger RNA. RefSeq names its product dof zinc finger protein DOF3.6-like. The record is from RefSeq and is a predicted model, not a curated record. Gene Ontology annotation, biological process: regulation of DNA-templated transcription. NCBI's taxonomy places the organism in Eukaryota, Viridiplantae, Streptophyta, Magnoliopsida, Magnoliales, Magnoliaceae. Bases 277 to 1263 code for a protein of 328 amino acids. Gene Ontology annotation, molecular function: DNA binding; DNA-binding transcription factor activity. The transcript has 2 exons.
UUAGGGUUUCCAUGGCCUCUCAAGCAGCACUGCUUUUAUCUUUUUAUUUUAUUUUAUUUUGGGUUUUCCUAUCUCUCCACUAUCCAUGCAUGAGGAGCCACUCACCUCUUUUCUCCUACCACUGCAGCUCACCAUAACAAAGAAGCUUGCAGGCUAAGAAACUUCAAAAUAUUAGAAGAGGAAAAGCUCCUCCCUUUCCAUCUCUCUCUCUCUGCAACUCUUGUGUGAAUUUCCUUCAAAACCCAUAAACCUUUACAAAAGAAAAGGAGGAAAAUCAUGGUUUUUUCAUCUGUUCCUGUCUAUCUAGAUCCACCCAACUGGCAACAUCAGCAAAAUCAUCAACAGGGGAGCAGUAGUGAGAAUCCCCAACUUGCGCCGAUGGCGCCGCCACAGGCGGCAGCUGGAAGUGGCGGUGCGCCAGGUUCGAUUAGGCCAGGCUCGAUGGCAGAGCGAGCCCGUAUGGCUAAGCUCCCCCAGCCGGAGACAGCGCUGAAAUGUCCGCGGUGCGAAUCAACAAACACCAAGUUCUGUUACUUCAACAACUACAGCCUCACGCAGCCCCGCCAUUUCUGUAAGACCUGUCGGAGGUACUGGACGAGAGGGGGUGCACUGAGGAAUGUUCCGGUAGGCGGGGGCUGCCGUAGGAACAAGAGAAGCAAAGGAAGCAGCUCUAAAUCUCCAGUCUCGUCCGACCGCCAGUCAGGUUCCUCUUCUGCAGGUGCAAUUCCUUCUAACAGUACUACCAUGGAUAUGAUGAGCCAUAUCCCACAGCCUCCUCAGCUGCAAUUGCCUUUCAUGACUUCUCUAAACCACCUUUCUGACUACAAGGUGCCUGAUAUUGGACUGAAUUUCGGAGAAAUCCAGCAGACAGCAGCAGUAACAGCCAGUGGUGGAAUGGACAUGGAUUUUCGUAUGGGUGGAAAUUCAAGCAGCGCGGUUUUAUCAGCAGGACUGAGCGAGCAGUGGCGAAUGCAACAAAUGCAGCAAUUCCCUUUCAUGACUGGCUUGGAACCACCACCAGGGCUGUAUCCAUUUGAAGGUGAGGGGAGUGAGCCAGCUUAUGGAGGUGGGGUCGGUCAGAUUCGAUCAAAACCAUCUGGGUCAGGGGUUAGUCAGCUGGCUUCUGUGAAAAUGGAAGAUAAUCAAGGGCUGAAUUUAUCAAGGCAGUUUUUGGGUAUUCCAGGAACUGAGCAGUUUUGGGGUGGGAGUGCAUGGACAGAUCUUUCUGGUUUUAAUUCUUCUUCCACAGGCCAUCUUUUGUAAUUCUGCUCUUUUGGGUGGCUGUAAUGUAACACUUGAAGCUCCAUUUUUAGUACAGCUUCAAUGGAAGAGAAUAUAUCAGUGGGAAGGAAGUGAUUCCUUCCAACCAACUUAAAAUUUCAAGAAAGUUUCAAUUGAAGAGUCUAAGAUGGCGAAUUUGCAACAGAAGAUCCCACCUCUUCAAGAUCUAGAAAUGGUAGGCUUCUUGUUUUGAUUUAUUUGAUGUUGGUUUUUUUUUUUCUUUUAUUUAUAGUAUGUUUAGGGAAAUGGGUGAAUGAGUUGAUGGGAGUUUGAUAUCUGACUUGAAAGGGCUAAUUGUUAGAAAUGGUAGAAAGCACUGUAUUGAGUGAAUAUGUUCAUGUUUGUGUAUGAAUUUCUCACAUAUCCUUUAGAAACAGUGGCAUUACUUGCAUUGCUUUGGAAAGUAUCA